This is a messenger RNA of Chenopodium quinoa (quinoa), 504 nucleotides long. RefSeq lists its product as uncharacterized. Lineage: Eukaryota; Viridiplantae; Streptophyta; Magnoliopsida; Caryophyllales; Amaranthaceae. The transcript is spliced from 2 exons. Gene Ontology annotation, molecular function: zinc ion binding. The record is from RefSeq and is a predicted model, not a curated record. The coding region runs from base 1 to 504 and encodes 167 amino acids.
AUGGGUGUCUACACAUACAAUGAAUAUGUAUUCAACAAAGCAAUGCAGAAGAUACAUGAGUACAAUCCUAAGGCUGUUGAAUAUUUACAUAGAUGCACUGAGAUCUGGUCUAGAUAUAAGUUUGAUCCUACAGUGUGUUGUGAUCAUAACACAACAAAUUUUGUAGAAUCUUUCAACUCAUGCACAAAGCCCUACAAGGGUAUACCUGUUUUAAAACUACUUGAAGCUAUAAGGCAGUGGGUAAUGAAGAGGAUUGACUCAAAGUUUGACAAGGCUAUAGGCAAGGAGGAUAUGGAGCUAACUGAAUAUGCAGCAAAGAUUUUGCAAACAAGAUCAUAUGAGUCUAGGUUGUGCUAUGAAACCCCAUGUCGCGGUGAUGGGUUUGAGGUGAGAGACCAACAUGUGCAUUUUCCCAUCAAGCUGAACACUGACACUUGUGGUUGUGGGAAGUGGCAGCAUUUAGGGAUCCCGUGCAAACAUGUACUAAGGGUUAUUUACCACUAG